Acanthochromis polyacanthus (spiny chromis) is the source of this 3193-nucleotide messenger RNA. It is a transcript of the gene gpr61l, whose product is annotated as G protein-coupled receptor 61-like. NCBI's taxonomy places the organism in Eukaryota, Metazoa, Chordata, Actinopteri, Pomacentridae. The transcript has 2 exons. Gene Ontology annotation, biological process: G protein-coupled receptor signaling pathway. Gene Ontology annotation, molecular function: G protein-coupled receptor activity. The record is from RefSeq and is a predicted model, not a curated record. Gene Ontology annotation, cellular component: signaling receptor complex; endosome; plasma membrane. Bases 551 to 1840 code for a protein of 429 amino acids.
AACUGGUGGUAAUUAGGACCCAGGGAGGGCUGAGCUCUGAAGAGGGACAGUGGAGUGUGUGUCCAUCUGAAAGAGCAAAAAAACCCACCAGCACACACAAUCACACAAUACAAUGUGUGACAGUCACUGCCAUACACAGCACAGGACAGGAGUGAGGGUGUUACUGGAGGAGGGGUGAGAAGAGGCAUCAUUUACCAUCUAAAACCAUCAUGGAAUCACUGAUCAGUGCGUUUUUAAUUGGGAAUAUGCAUGUGUGAGAACUUUGGACCUCUCAGGCCUUUCUGCAGGAGAACCAAACCUCAGACACUGAAUUAACUCUUCUAAAUAACUUGCAUUUUCAGCUGGAGGACUGAUUGUAUUACGUCAGAAAUAAAGCUGGACUAUCUCUGCUUUGGUCUGUGUAAGCAGCAUGUGGGACUUCAGCAGGAGGUGUGUCAGCUCAGACACCUGGUUAACCUGUUGGGUUUGAACUACCACACAAACAGUGGAUCAUGGGACAUCCACAUAUGGAAACAUCGGACGUACAAAUGGAGGACGUUGGAAAUGAAUAAUGGCUGACAAGUCCGGUCCCAUGGUAGCCGCUGUGCCAAAUCCUUCAACUCCAAAUCUUACCACAGCCCUGUGGGAGACCAAUCCUACGGUUCCUGCUGAUGUGGGCGUCGUCACGAGCUCCCAGUCACAGAUCAAAGACCUUUUUGGCUUGUUCUGCAUGGUGACCCUUAACCUCAUUGCUUUGCUGGCCAACACCGGUGUGAUGGUGGCCAUCGCUCGUGCUCCUCACCUCAAGAGGUUUGCAUUUGUGUGCCACCUCUGUGCAGUGGACCUGCUGUGUGCCAUCCUCCUCAUGCCUUUGGGUAUCAUUUCCAGCUCACCGUUCUUUGGCACCGUGGUGUUUACUGUUUUGGAGUGCCAGGUUUACAUCUUCCUUAAUGUUUUCCUCAUCUGUCUGUCCAUUCUCACCAUCACUGCCAUCAGUGUGGAGCGCUAUUUCUAUAUCGUGCACCCGAUGCGUUAUGAAGUCAAGAUGACCAUCAACCUUGCUAUUGGUGUCAUGCUCCUAAUCUGGGUUAAGUCGCUCCUUUUAGCUUUGGUCACGCUGUUUGGGUGGCCGGCUUAUGGACAUCAGAGCUCUAUUGCAGCAGCUCAUUGCUCUCUUCAUGCGAGUCACAGUCGCCUGAGAAGAGUAUUUGCUGUGCUCUUUAGUGUGGUUUGCUUCCUGGCUCCUGCGGCGGUUAUUUUUGCUGUUUACUGUGCUGUGUACAAGGUGGCUCGCUCUGCAGCCCUGCAGCAAGUCCCUGCGGUGCCGACAUGGGCCAACUCUAGCCCCGCCAAGGAUCGCUCAGACUCCAUCAACAGUCAGACCACCAUGAUCACCACCACGCGCACUCUGCCUCAGAGACUAUCUCCCGAGAGGGCCUUCAGCGGAGGCAAGGCUGCACUUACUUUGGUAUUCAUCGUGGGCCAGUUCUUGGUGUGUUGGUUGCCCUACUUCAUCUUCCACCUGCAGAUGUCCUUGACUGGCUCCAUGCAGAGCCCUGGGGACUUAGAGGAGGCAGUCACCUGGCUGGCCUACUCCUCUUUUGCAGUUAAUCCCUUCUUCUACGGCCUGUUGAACAGACAGAUUAGAGAGGAGCUGGUGAAGUUUCGGCGUUGCUGCUUAACCCAGCCUGUGGAGUUUGGGGCAUCCAGCCAAGAGGGCUCACUUCAGGAAAACUUUCUCCAGUUCAUUCAGAGAACCAAUAGCGCAGCUGAGACUCACUCCAACUGUGCCAAUGCCAGUCCCAGAAACACAGACAGAGGAGUUAAAAUCCCUGGACAAAUACCUGAGGAGCAUGCUUAGACACUGAGCAGCUUGAAUGGUGGACUACAGUGCCAAGUCAGAAGUUUUUCUCUAAAUAAUAGACCCACAUUUUAAGUACCCUGAAAAAAUGCCACACCCAUAUAUACUGUAUACACUGAAAGGAUCAGUUGUUGCUGUAAUUGUCCAUAGUGCUCACAAAGUGGACAAAAUCCAGUUGCAGUAUGAACUCAUUGAUCAGUUAAGCUAAUCUUUCAAUGUCAAUAUGAACUUUUGUAUUGUUUGAAGAAAGACUGAAAAAAAAUGUGCGCCUGUCCUUUAAAUGCAUCGUAAAUGUCCAAUGCCUUUUAUUGUUUAAUUCUGAUAGGCUUUCUUAUUAUAGGUCAAGGUGCUAUGGCUGAUAGCUUUUUCCCUAUGUGUAAGUUCCAUUCAUAUUGCAAUUGGCUUGAUGUUUAUAAAUGUGUAAAUCUGGUGCGUGUAACUGCAAUAACAAGGUCAUGAUUUAAUGGACGCUGUAAAAUGGUUUAUCGCAUUCAAUUCAGGCCAUUUGUGUUCCAGAUAUGACUAUGAUUUGGUGCCUCUGCGUCAUUAACAAUAUUGUGUAUAUUUAAAUGUUAUAUUUAUGGUCGAGUGUAUUGAAAUUUGUAAAGUGCUGCAGAUAAAUGUUGCCUAGCAGUGGUCCUCAACUUGACAAACAGCAGCACAGUAUGACUCCCACAUAUCAACAAAUUACCCCUUCAGAAGGCUCGAUGUAAGGCGCUCCUAUGAAUAUGAGGGACAAUACCUCAGAGUUCCUGUGUGCAACAGAUACUGUAUGCUGAUAGAUGGUGAAUGUCAUCUUCCCCUGUCGUCAUGGAAAUUGAGUGAGCCGGUGACUCACGUAGCAACAGCGACCUUUUAGCUUGAUGUAUGCUUUAGCGUUGGUCCUGAUUGGAGUGUGCUAAUUCACAUGCAGACUGAUUACACAAGGCCUUUAAGUUCACAUAGAGACUCAUUAACAUGUGAACAGAGGCUGAAGGUAGGUGGCACAGGUCCCUGCGAAUAUGGACUACUAUAUUGGGCCAUGGGCACGGUGAGACGGAGAUAGUGAAUUUACAAUGAAAAUCAUUACUAGGCAUUGAUAUUGCUCCGAGAGUGGUAACAAAGUGCUGUUUUAUGGCCUCUGGUGUUUGUAUUAGUCUUUCGGAGACAGCAGGAAAGACAGAAUAGUGUGGUUACAGCAAAUCACAGGAAACAUCAGUCUGCUGUGUGUCUGUCACUAAAGUAUACACCACUGUUACAUAACUGGUUGUGUAUUUAAUACUUGAGUGAAUAAUAUAUUCACUUCCCCACUGUGGAUAUUGAUGCUGCAUAAGCACACACAGGAAUAUGACUUUUUAAAAUCUUACACAAGUA